Molecule: messenger RNA, 5998 nt
Organism: Pygocentrus nattereri (red-bellied piranha)
Lineage: Eukaryota; Metazoa; Chordata; Actinopteri; Characiformes; Serrasalmidae
Product: ER degradation-enhancing alpha-mannosidase-like protein 3
Exons: 20
Coding region: 700-3264 (854 amino acids)
Biological process (GO): mannose trimming involved in glycoprotein ERAD pathway; carbohydrate metabolic process; endoplasmic reticulum mannose trimming
Cellular component (GO): endoplasmic reticulum; membrane
Molecular function (GO): mannosyl-oligosaccharide 1,2-alpha-mannosidase activity; calcium ion binding
Source: RefSeq, a predicted model, not a curated record
ACUUUAGGGUCCGCCGACACAGUUAGCGUUAGCUACGGUUAGCUAGUUGUGUACUGUAGAGCUUUACCGACGGGCUCCAAGUGUCUGGGCGAGAUUAUCUCAAGCGUUACAUCGUAGGAAAUGUUUGUGUAAACGAAGCUGAGAUGGAGUCAUUCUCGAAUCCGAUGCGGUCCAGAAAAACACACCGCAUCAUUUAUCCGGCGAACUUCAACUCCGGCCGUUUUAGCUGUUAGCUAUGAAUGCCCAUGUAGGUAAGCUGGUUGUUAGGUUAGCAGGCUAGCAGCCGAGCUAAUUGCUAGUCAGUUGUACAGUUGCACGUUAAUCUGUCGGGAAUGAUUACUGACAGUCUCUCACGCGAAAAUAUUUAUCCGUAAUAUUCUGCUUUCUGCAGCACUCGCAGUUCUCAAACAGUGUCUUUCUAGCAGCUUACAUUUGUAGCUGGCCAGCUAGAUAUUAGCUAACGUUAUAUUGUUUACUUUUCCCGUGGCUGACAGGCUGACAGGCUGCUGACCAGCUACAUCUUUGCUUUAAAUGGUCAGCUGAGUUGGGAGACUGACUGGCGGAGGCUGGUACUUGGUCUAAUAGUACUUAGUCAGGAGUAUACUUCACAUAAUAGUGAGUUUAGAGCAGAAAGUCAUCGAAAACGCUGGCCCUGGACGACAGUAAAGAGUUGCAGGCAAUCCAACGGUGUAAGCGUUAAUGGGGAACAGAGUCGUGAGAGGUACACAGAGCUUUAGGGCUUUUGUCAUGCUGCUGGCAGCUGUAUUCUCUAGUGGCUUUUUGUGUGCCGUUGUUGCUCAAGAUGGCCAAGCCAUGUCUGCUGAAGAAAAGACCCAAGUCAGGGAACAAAUUCUGGAGAUGUUUGAUCAUGCUUAUGGCAGUUACAUGAAAUAUGCAUACCCAGCAGAUGAACUGAUGCCACUGAGCUGUAGAGGGAGAGUUCGAGGAUUGGAGCCCAAUCGUGGUGACAUUGAUGACUCUCUGGGAAAAUUUUCUCUGACACUGAUUGACACCUUAGAUACACUAGUGCUGCUAAAUAGACUGGAGGACUUCGAAGAGGCUGUGAAAAAGACUGUUAAAGAUGUAAGACUGGACAACGAUGUGGUGGUGUCUGUUUUUGAGACCAACAUCCGUGUUCUGGGUGGCCUCUUAGGGGCACAUGUGAUGGCUGAUCUGCUGAAGCAGCGAGGAGAGAAGAUGCAGUGGUACGGGGAUGAGCUGCUCCAUAUGGCCAAAGACUUGGGUUACCGCCUACUGCCUGCCUUUAAUACCACUAGUGGCCUUCCUUAUCCAAGGGUAAAUCUGCGCUAUGGGGUUGUGAACCCUCUCUCACGCACAGGCACUGAGACGGACACCUGCACAGCCUGUGCUGGGACCAUGAUCCUGGAGUUUGCGGCACUCAGCCGACUCUCUGGGGAGUCAGUCUUUGAGGAGCAUGCAAGGAAAGCUCUGGAUGUUCUCUGGGAGAAGAGACAGAGAGGAAGCAAUCUUAUGGGCACCGUCAUCAACAUUCAUAAUGGAGAUUGGGUCCGCAGGGAUAGUGGUGUCGGUGCUGGAAUAGACUCCUACUAUGAAUACUUGAUGAAGGCAUAUAUUCUGCUGGGAGACAAUGUGUACCUCGAAAGGUUUAAUACUCACUACAGUGCCAUUAUGAAGUAUAUCAGCCAGCCACCUUUACUGCUCAGUGUGCAUAUGCACAACCCCACAGUGAAUGUGCGCAGCUGGAUGGACUCACUGCUGGCCUUCUUCCCUGGGCUUCAGGUCUUAAGGGGAGAUUUGAAGCCUGCCAUAGAGACCCAUGAGAUGCUUUAUCAAGUUACUAAGCAGCACAAGUUUCUUCCUGAGGCUUUCACUACUGAGUUCAGAGUUCACUGGGGUCAACACCCUCUGCGACCAGAGUUUGCUGAGAGCACCUACUUUCUUUAUAAAGCUACAGGUGACCCAUACUACCUGAAGGUGGGACAGUCUAUAGUGGAGAAGCUCAACACUCAUACACGGGUUCCCUGUGGCUUCGCUGCAGUGCAGGAUGUAAGGACAGGCGCACAUGAGGACAGGAUGGACUCCUUCUUCCUUGCUGAAAUGUUUAAGUACCUCUACCUGCUCUUUUCUGAAAAGAGUCACUUGCCUUUUGAUAUUGAUGACUAUAUCUUCACCACUGAGGCCCACCUCCUCCCGGUCUCUCUGUCUACUUCACAGCCUGCUUGUGAAGGCAACAACACAGACCUAUACACUACUCAAGUGGAGGACCUGUUCACAUAUUCCUGCCCCAGUGCUCAGACCCUGUUCCCCAACAACCCUUCCUUUGCCAAGACCAUCAGGGACAGUUAUAAAUAUCUCACUGGGGUGGGCAGAGCGCCCCACACCUCUCCUGUCAGGGGAAUUGAGCUGCCUCUUCAUGAUACUGGUAUGGAACCAGUAGAGUUCCUGAAGAGCAUGGGCAUCUCUCUUACUCCUCUUACUGACAUGGCAGCAGCCAGCAGUGCUUCGAGAACCAAGGAUUCUCAAAAAGGUGUGUACAGAGUGAAGCUGGUGGCUGAGGUCAGGCACACGCCUGAAGAAGAGGAGGUGGUGCCACAUAUUGUGCAGCUCAUCUCUCCCCCGUUUUUGGGUAGAACAGUACUAACAGCUGGUCCAGCCAAAUUUGGAAUGGAUCUAACAAAGCAGGAGCACGGGGUGAAGGGUAGUAUAGUGAAGAGUGUUCCAUACACAGCAUGUGGGCACAUAGAGAACCCAAUAGAGCUGCAAGGGCACAUAGCACUAGCCCUGAGAGGAGACUGCAUGUUUGCUGCCAAAGCCCGAAGACUACAGGAGGCAGGGGCUAUUGGAGUCAUUUUCAUAGACCAGCGAGAGGACAGCAGCAGUGCUGAGACACCCCUGUUCCAGAUGGUGGGAGAUGGGGAGUCUACAGAUGACAUCACAGUGCCGCUGGUCUUUCUGUUCAGCAGAGAAGGAGCUAUUUUGACUGGCGCACUACAGGAGCACCAAAAUGUGGAUGUCCUACUGCUACCGAAAGAGAGACAGCUUGGAAAGGAAAAAACAGAAAAGCUGAAUAUUAAGUUCCGCCUGGCCAAGGAGGGUGAGCUAGAGGACAACGAAGCAGAUACAGGCACUACAAUCCGACUGGUACUGGAGAGCGAUGUGGAAUCUGAGGCCGAAGGAGAGAUGUCAGAGGUGGUGCACCCAUCCACCUGCACUGCACACACUGAAGCAGACCACCAGGAACCCUGCAGUUUGGAUCGGAAAAGCCCCCAGAGCACCCCUUGAAACUGGGCUCAAUCUGGUAUCUCGUCCCAUUGACUGACAUCAGGGCUGCUGCUGGCCUGUGGCUGAUCAAGGAUCAGAGAACGCAGGCAGAAUCCAGCAAGAAAUGGCCUCAUUAUGUGGGCUAGUCGAACGAGCUCAGUAUAUGCAGAGUCUCACACAGAUGGUUAAACAUUUUCUCCCCUUUUAUACUAAAGGAUGGUGUUGUGUAGUUUGUAGUUACUGGGGCUGUGUACUUGAGGUAUAGAGCGAAAAGAAGGGGUUCUCAAAGCUGUAGUCUUACACCCUACUGUUUGGCCUUGUCUCGUUUGUGCUGCGGUGGUUGGUUUUGAUUAAAUUUGGUGGUUAACAGGAGCAAGAGCCUGUGCUAGAUUGCAGUUAGCAUAGUGUGGAUGAGCACAGUGGGCAGCCUGGUACAGUAGAGCGCACUCUCAGGCCACUUUAUUCCAUUGUUUAUUAUUGUUAAUAUUAUGUUUGGUAAUAUAUUUUUUUUGCUUUAUGCUGUCAGUAAGUAGAAAAGAACAGAAAGACCUAUUUCUGCUGUUUGUAUUGUCAGAUGUGGCAAAAUAGGAGGAUGUGGUAACAGCAGUGAGUCAGUUUUUUCAGUUAUGUCCUCAUUUUAAGUGGCCUGAAGUCUCUGGAUUGUCCUGAGACAGGUCACCUAUGACCAAACCUGAACGCAGUAUUGUAUACAUAGGGAACACAGUGAUUAUAUGAGAAAGAAUGGGCCAGUAUGGUGGACUUCAACAUUUAUGCCACAUUUUUAUCAUGUACUGCAACAUCAGGGAAAUAAAAAGUGCUAAGACUUGAACAUGUGUGCAUGUCCACAUGCGUGCAUAUGUGUUUGCGAUAAUGCAUAAAUCAGUAGGCAUCUGUGAAAGACUUCACUGUUUAUACACUACAUAUCAUUGCUUGUGUCAGAACUUUCUGUGUAUAUAUGUGUGUUUUUCAUAAACUGCCCAUGCAUUAGUCUCACUCAUUCAGGGUCAGUGACGAUCAGAUAAUUGAUGGUAGUCUUGAGAUUGCAGCAGAUUUUACUUUUUAUUUAUUUAUUUUUUUACUCCGUACUAUUUCAUGUUUUCCUGUUUCUUACCUUCCUGUACGACUGUAUCUGCGCAGUACCCAGGCAUUGUCUGGAACAUUUUAGUCUUUUGCAGAGCAGAUCAUGGAAAUUAAUUAGCAACUGUUAACCUCAUGUCUUUCUUGUCAAGCCCUAAGCACACCGACCUUGCACUUUGGCACAUAGACACUUUUCCAGCAGACCAACACAAGCAAGUCUGCAUGUGUGUGUUUGUGGCUUACAGCCUUUUUGUGGAUUUCAAUGCAGGGUAAUCACAGCUUAGUUUCAGAGCUUCUUCUUGUGUCGCAAUGGAAUCACCUACUAACAGAAAAGCUUGUUGCAGAAGACCGUUUUUGCUAAUUAGUCUUUCAUCUAGUCUUACUCAUGUUCCUUACCUGAGAAUCCUUGGCUUUAGUACGCAAGUUUGAAUGUAUAAAUAAUGAGGUGUAGUUUGCAGGGUUAAAGCAUAACCUGAGAAAUGUUGCAGUGUUAAGUGUACAUUUCUGGCACUUGUAACACUUGAGAUCAGCAGAGUUGUAUUGCUGCCUAUUAUUUAUUAGUCAUAAAGAGGAAUAGCUGCCUGUUUUAUUUUUCUCCUAUUCUCAGUAGGACGUCAACCUGUGUACCUCUAACAAGGGCUCACUGAUGAGCAUUUCGCUACCCAGAGCAGAUAAAACAGAUAUGAUGGAGUGCUAUUUAUUUCUUAAUAUAUUUUAUGUAUACUUGAGACCAAGUUUGCCCUUAAGGUGAUUUUAAAGGUGAAGCGCUGAUGUGAAGUGCCAGUGUGAUGUUCCAGAGCUGUAAUGGAGAUUGACAUGUAUAGUGUCUAGGCUGAUGACUGAAGAAAGAUCAAGAUUUGCCAAUAAAUCAAGUAAUAACCCUGUUCUUCUCAUGAACAGUGUUGGUUGUCAUGUAUGUUUCAGUAAUACUUUCAUCAAAAUUGAUAUUUUUUACACAUUUGAUGUUUCAUUAAUGAUUUGAGUCCUUCUAGUCAUUUGUGUUAUUAAUUAGCUAGACAUUAGUGUUAUUAGUUAUAUAGUUUUGACUCUGCAUGACUCACCAUUUCAAAUAAUGAACAAUUCAUGCCCAGAAAUAUAAACAGUUUCAUUUUCAGUCUGCAUUGAAUCACUAUAGUUUAGAAAAAAAAGACAAUUCUGGGUUUUUUUUUUUUCACCUGUCGCCUGUCAAAUCCUAAUUUUUGCCUGCAACAUAUGACACUAAUAGAUAAUUCCAGAGGAUGGUCUCUAGUUUAUUCUCUGUAGCUGAGCUGUUCUACUGCCACCCCAUUUAAAGCACUAUAAGAAUCAUACAGUGCAAUGAUGAAAAACCUACUUUCCUCUCUCAAACAUAUUCAUUGAACUGUCUUUUCAUGUUUGUUUAGUUGUUGUUUUCCUUGUGCAUUCUAAUUCUGUAAAAGUGUUUCUGUUGCUCAACUGGAGAUGCAUAUGUUUGUAACAGCUUUCAAACUAAAACUUCAUUAAUUACAGUUUAUGAAGUGCUGCUAAUGCAUAUGGUCCUGCUUAUGCUAAUGAAGAACACUUCCAAAUAAAUAAACAUAAAAAUCUUCACAUCACGGUGCAUUUUCACAUUUACAAAAUUAUGCAUUUUAUUGUAAGUAGAUGGAUAUCUGAAAAAUAUUUUCUAAACAUGUACAUAAUUAUUAAAAACUGGGCAUUA